CACGCGCUAUGAUGUAAACAACCUUGCGCCACCUAGUGGAAAAUCAUAAACAGAUAAAAGUUUUAAAAGCGCCAAAAUUUAUCAUGUUGUUUCAAGACCUGAAUGGGAAUUUCCAAUUUGGGGAAGCAAAUCAUGGUUCUGCAAACCAUUAUCACAGACCUAUGCCGUCUUUUUACGAGGGAAGGCACACUAACAAUGUCCCUGACAUUAACCUUGAAUGUGAUGAAACAAUAGAUAACUGGGAUGAAUUUGAAUCUAGCAUCUAUAGCAAGGACAGAAAUCAGAAGUUUCAUGGGUAUAAUGAAAGGAGCAGUGAAGGUGACAUCAUUGAUGAAAGCUUUGAGUUUUACAACGACUUUCCUCCACCUAACUCUCCUACUAAAGGGUUACAGGUUGAGCAGCCAGUGUUGCAGUUACAUAGUCAGUAUGUCAGCAGUCUGUUGCAAGCCUGGAGAGAUUCUCAAACAACAAAAGAAUCAAAUAGAAGCAGUGACGGCUUUAGUUUACCAUCUGAUGAUCCUGAAAGUUCCCAAGAAAGCUAUGAAUGUCAAGAAGAACACAGCCUUGGGUUUGACUAUGAGAUGGUGAGUGAAAAUGAAGCAAAUCAAGAAGCUCUAAAUAGUAAUUCAAAUUUACAAGACAGGAAUAGUAGUGAUUUGAGUUCUUCAAUUCAACUGGCACAGCAACCAGUAUCACACAGCUCAUCAAGGUCAAAUUCACCGACUGUGAUGGAAAUGUUAACACAUUUCAGACGAAAUAUCAUAAACUUUCGCUCAAUCUCUCCAGUGAUCGUGCGUUCACCUUCACCAAUUAGCUCACGCUCCUCAUCACCAAGAUUUGUACGUUCUCCAUCUCCUCUGGAAUUCCUAGAACACAGCCUUUCUAGCUUGCCACUGGAUGAUUCCACUGAGCUUGUGUUCUAUGAAGAUAGAUAUAUAGUUAGAAGUUACAGCCCUGUAUCUUCUAGCCAAAGAGAUCAUCAGGUACCAGAUGUAAAUAUGGACUUCCAACAGACUGUAUCAGAUUCUGAAGAAUUUCCAUCUUUCCGUACUUACACCCGCAGAAUACAGAACUCUUGUCUAGACCAAGUUGUACCAGAUUACAUAGAAGAGUAGAUAUAAUUUUAAUUGGAUACUGGACAUGUCAAAUUGAAAAAAAGAUAUAAUUCUAUAUGAUAAAAUUGUGCAUCAUAUCUUUUUAAUUAGAGAUUCACAUGGUGACAGUCACUGUAACACUCAGUGAAAUUAUAAUCAAAUUUAAUAAAAUAAAAUUGAAAAGAUUUUAAAAUUAAACCAAAUCAAAUAACAUUUAUGAUAAAAUAUUAAGGGUUAUUUCUGCAUAACAAUUAUCGUCUGCAGGGAAGUUACCUCUAACAUAUUUUCCUCUCGAUGGAUCAUUCAGGAAUGCUAAUGUUUUACAGUUUCAUUAGAAUAGAUUGGAAGUUAUAUAUAGAAAUGAAACUGAUGAAAUACACUUAAGAUAGAAUCUUGUUUCUUUUACAUUAUAGUUGUUAUUUGUUUUUCUACAAUCAUGUUAUUUGUUAACUCAUACAAAAUGUUAUUGUUCAAGAUUAGAUUUUU
This is a messenger RNA of Ruditapes philippinarum (Manila clam), 1580 nucleotides long. RefSeq lists its product as uncharacterized. Bases 84 to 1115 code for a protein of 343 amino acids. NCBI's taxonomy places the organism in Eukaryota, Metazoa, Mollusca, Bivalvia, Venerida, Veneridae. The record is from RefSeq and is a predicted model, not a curated record. The transcript is spliced from 2 exons.